Molecule: messenger RNA, 3803 nt
Organism: Strongylocentrotus purpuratus (purple sea urchin)
Lineage: Eukaryota; Metazoa; Echinodermata; Echinoidea; Camarodonta; Strongylocentrotidae
Product: zinc finger protein 37
Exons: 4
Coding region: 3-2021 (672 amino acids)
Source: RefSeq, a predicted model, not a curated record
CGAUGUGCUUUUCGAUUGAAAUGGCAGACGGGAGGUCGAGCUCGAGGGGAUACAAUCAGACGAGAAUACGUAUCCACAGCGCGUACGAUAUAUGGGUGGAACACAAGAAUAUAUUUGGACGUGGAAUGGUAGUCCCAUCCAGGGAAAGUUUGAAUGAAAAGUUCGCGAUGCAUCUGCUUGAGAUUCACUCCAGUUGCAAACUGUGCAAUGUUCCACCAUGCGCUACCGUCGCCAGCCCCUGGUGCGCAGCUGAGGUGAUCCCUGGUAAUUACGGCCUGCCACCACCCAUCAAGUCUCCAGUUGCAGUUCCUCCUCUCAAUCCACCAAGGCCACCUGCCAUGGCCAUGCGGCCCAUGCCUCCUUUGGCGCCAAUUAUUAAGCGAAGUCAUCUCCAAAGCACACCAACCCCCACAUCAAGCAAGCCACAAGAGUCUUCAAAGAGCCCAAGUACAUCUUCAUUUCAGGACACGAAGCCCAACACUCCUUGUCUUCCUAGCAGCCCAACCACAUGCUCUGGAGAGAGUGUAAACAAUCUGAACACCAUGGGGAAAUCCAAGAAGGGGAUAUAUGAAGAGCUACAGCCGGCAGAAAGAGUAUGCUGCCAGACUGACUGCACAUCUGGAAGUGGAGAAAACAUGCAAGAUGAUUACAGAGAAGACAGUGAAGCUGAAGAGAUAGCUGGAGAGCAGCAGACUAGAGAAAAACAUGAUUACGAGAUCUUCUUUAUCAAAGAAGAGGAUUUAGAUGGUUACUAUGGGGAAGGGGAUAAACCCAAAGAGAAACUGGCAGAUCUUCUACCAGCAGGGGAUGUAGAAGAUGACGCCUCUAAUGCAAAAGAAAAUGGUCUUGAAGAUGAAUGGAUAGAAGAUGAUAAAUCUGAAGGACAUCAACUGGCAGAUGAAGAAGGGCUACCUUACCAUGUGCUCAUAAAAGAAGAGGUGUCGGACGAUGACUAUCUUGAAAACGAUUAUCAAGGAGAUGGAGAAGGUGAUGAAACAAGGAACGUGCAGAUUACGGCACACUCUUCAUCCGAACAAGAUGGAAGCUCAAGCAAGGAGGACUGCAAUGAAAUUCCAAGAUCGACCCCGCAGAUCACAAGAAAACGGAAGGAUGGUUCACCAUGUAAUGAGUCAGAAACAACCUUGACAGUGUCAGAAGCAAUUGUCUCUUCAAGAUCUGAUAUGUCUCUAAGUAAAGGUUCAGUAAGCUCUACUCACAGACAAAAUCAGGAUGACCACCUCCAAGUACUGUGUGUUGCAGAGGUCGAUACCAUAGACCAAGAUUUACAUCAUGAGCAUGGACAGUUGAAUUCUGCAGGAGCAAUUGAUUGUGGUGAAGAGAUCCAAGAGUAUUCAAUGUGUGACACAGGAUUCCCAGAUGAAAGCAGUCCCAUGAACUUUGCACGAGAAAAGCGGUUUGAGUGUCCAGAAUGUCAUAAAAGGUUCACUGAAAAGAGAAGUCUUAUGCGACAUAAGGAAGCCCAUAUACCUGUGAAACCCCACAAGUGUUCAUUAUGUGGUAAAGAAUUUUCAUCUGAGGGGAGACGCUUAGCACAUGAACGUGUCCACACGGCAGGUAGAUCUUUUGAGUGUCCUUAUUGCAACAAAGGAUUUACAGACAGCUGUGGUCUUACCCGACAUAUCAGAACUCAUACAGGAGAGAAGCCUUUCAAAUGUUCGCUUUGUGACAAAUUAUUUGCCAUCAAGGGUAAUCUUGUGCAGCAUAUGAAAAAUCACACUGGGGAGAAACCCUUCCCUUGUGCCAUUUGUGAGAAAAGAUUUCUACAUCAGAGUUGGCUUUCGAGGCACAUGUACAGAGCCCACUCUGGAAAAAAGCCUUUUGAGUGUUGUGUAUGUGACAAAAAAUUCUCACAGCAUAGCAAUCUGACAAGACAUAUGAAAACCCACACAAGAGAAAAGCAUUUCCCUUGUUCUUGUUGUGACAAAAUAUUUUCAACUAGGGGCAAUUUUGAAAGGCAUAAAAGAACCCAUGUGGAAGAAGUGUCGCCAUCGGGAUCGUAAAAAUAUUGGGGAUGUCAAAUUUGGCAACAACAAAAUGGAAGGUAUUGUGAGGGGGGAUGGGCUAGUGUUAUGAGCGUGUAACAAGAGUACUUUUCUUAGGGAGCAAGGGCUCGUUUUACAAGCCCUGGCUGGGUUCUUGGAGGCAAAGCCCCAACUAGCUUUGCGCUGUAAACACUUUAUACAUGUAGGUAAAAACUUCAGCUUCCUCAAGUACCUUAUUUAUCGUAAUUUUAACAUACCUUACAUGGAGAGAUAAAUUAGACUAUAGACAACCAUAUUUGGUUUCCUGAUAAGGCAACCAGUUCAUUGGAUGAGUACUGAGCUUUGGGUGAUCACUUUCCAGUAACCAAAACAACCAACUACACUUUAGCAUUAAUAAAUGAGUCAGCUACGACUUGACUUUGUGUUCUCUCCAUCAAAAAUAUAAUUAAAUGUCAAGUACAUUUAUUAUGGUGAUAAGGUUAAUGAGUCUUAUGCGAUGAUUUUGAUUAAGGUUAUUACCAAGCUUUAAAAAGACCAGAUUUUAAAGAAAAGUAAUUUUCCUAUUUAAAUCUGCUCAUCAGAAAAGAAAUGUGCAAUAGAAAGAUAUCACAUUGGAAAACUCAAGAUAGGCAUUAUCAUGAAAUGUAUACCGAUACGUUAUAUGAUGUCAAAUACAUUGCAAGACUUGUAUGGAAUUUUCUGAAGUUCUUAUUGAAAACUAAAUCAUUGAUUAUGUAAAUGUACUUAUCAUACAAUAUUGAAUCAUGGCAUCAUAAGAGCAAUUACAAAUUGAUUGAGUUGGAACUAUCUUUGCAAAUAGACAAACUGAUAUUAAUUUAUGAAAAGCCAAAUUGAAUUAAGAAAACCAAUAUUUCCAUAGCAUGAAUUUAAGUAGAAAUGGAUUCAAAUUUUUAAUUGUUGUAUCACAAGAAAGAAGAAAUGGCGGGUGCAAUCAUGCAAUGUACUAAACCUGUAGUACUGAUUUAUUUCUGCACUAUACUUGCCAAAAUCUCUGUUUAAGUUUGAUCGAAUAUAGUUUUACAACACAAUAUUUAUUCAAGAAAUUUCAAUCUUCAUGUUGAUUCGUAAACUUCAGAAUCUUUGUCACCGUCACCCCCAAUUUAAACAAAAUGCAGAUCUUGCCAUCUUAACAUGAAAAGGGGUGCCACCAGGUUCUCAAGAUUGAACGGUGAACUUGGGGUGGAGAGAAGCGACCGAGGAGGAGAGGAGGAUUUGGAAGAGGGGCUGACCCUCCUGAGUCUCCUCCCAUAGCAAGGGUGUUCAACAUUAAAAUUUAAAUACAUUGUAGAUUAAAAAUCUCCCAAUGUGUGUGUGUGUGUGUGUGUAUGUGUGUAGGAAAGGAGGGUGGGGGGGCAGAGGCAGUGAUAUGCCCUCACCCUCUCCCUCGUACCUCACCUAUAGAGGCCCUUGCUGUAAUGAUAGUCUAUAUUGGUCUGGAGAUCUUUAAAUCUAGCUAAAGUGGUGUCUGUUCCUUUUCAAAUGAUAUUGGUGCUCUAGGAGUAAAUAAUAAUAAAUGUGCUGAUGCUCUAGCAGUGCUAUAGAUUCUGUAUAGUGAAUUUUAAAUCUUGCCAUACUAUCAUGUACAUCUAGAAACUGUUUGUUUACAGAAGAUAGUGUUGUUAGCUUUUGUUGUAUUUAGUAAAAACUAAUAAUUAAAGCAUCUCUACAGUGAGAGCUAUUAUGCCUGUGUGGAUAUUUUUGGUAUAAAUAAAACUACAGGAAUGGUCCUGAAGUGAAGGAACAACAGAAUAAAUGCAAAGGCUGAACAAAGAUCCUCAA